AUGGCUCAGCCUCUUGUAAAGAAGGACGACGAUCGCGACGAUGAAGCAGAGUACUCUCCAUUUCUGGGGAUUGAAAAGGGGGCUGUUCUUCAGGAUGCUAGGGUCUUUAACGAUCCUCAGCUAGACCCAAGAAGAUGCUCUCAGGUUAUCACAAAGCUUCUGUAUCUACUGAACCAGGGUGAAACCUUCACAAAGGUUGAAGCUACAGAAGUUUUCUUUGCUGUGACCAAGCUCUUCCAAUCAAGAGAUAUAGGAUUGAGGAGAAUGGUUUAUCUGAUGAUAAAAGAGCUAUCACCUUCUGCUGAUGAGGUUAUUAUUGUCACAAGCUCCUUAAUGAAGGAUAUGAAUAGUAAAACUGAUAUGUAUCGGGCCAAUGCCAUUCGUGUGCUUUGUCGGAUUACGGAUGGAACCCUUCUUACCCAGAUUGAGAGGUAUCUGAAACAAGCCAUCGUUGAUAAGAAUCCAGUGGUUGCGAGUGCAGCUCUAGUUAGUGGCAUUCAUUUACUCCAGACCAACCCAGAGAUUGUCAAAAGGUGGAGUAAUGAGGUUCAGGAAGCUGUCCAGUCAAGGGCAGCCCUUGUACAGUUCCAUGCACUGGCUUUACUUCAUCAGAUAAGACAAAAUGACCGUCUUGCUGUUAGCAAGUUGGUUACCAGCUUGACAAGGGGCACUGUUCGAUCUCCAUUAGCUCAAUGCCUGUUGAUCCGAUAUACUAGCCAGGUAAUCCGUGAGUCUGCUGGAAGUACACAAGCAGGCGAUCGUCCUUUUUAUGAUUAUCUUGAGGGUUGCCUGCGGCACAAAGCAGAGAUGGUAAUCUUUGAGGCUGCAAGGGCAAUUACUGAGCUUCAUGGUGUGACAAACAGAGAACUGACUCCGGCUAUCACAGUUCUUCAGCUGUUUUUAAGUUCUUCAAAGCCAGUGUUAAGAUUUGCUGCGGUUCGCACCCUAAACAAGGUGGCAAUGACACAUCCAAUGGCUGUUACGAACUGCAACAUUGAUAUGGAGAGUUUGAUUUCUGACCAGAACAGAAGCAUUGCCACACUUGCGAUCACCACACUUCUGAAGACAGGAAAUGAGUCAAGUGUGGAUCGCUUGAUGAAGCAAAUAACAAACUUCAUGUCAGAUAUUGCUGAUGAGUUCAAAAUUGUAGUUGUGGAAGCCAUUAGAUCACUGUGUUUGAAGUUUCCAUUGAAGUAUAGAGCUCUCAUGAACUUCCUAAGCAACAUUCUUCGAGAAGAGGGUGGGUUUGAGUACAAAAAGGCAAUUGUUGACUCGAUUGUGAUUCUCAUUAGAGAUAUCCCAGAAGCAAAAGAGAGUGGCUUGCUUCAUCUCUGUGAAUUUAUUGAAGACUGUGAAUUCACAUACCUUUCUACUCAGAUACUUCACUUUUUGGGGAUUGAAGGGCCCAGAACCUCGGAUCCAAGCAAAUACAUACGGUACAUUUAUAAUCGAGUGCAUCUUGAGAAUGCCACUGUCCGGGCUAGUGCUGUAAGCACAUUAGCCAAAUUUGGUGCCAUGGUUGAUUCAUUGAAGCCUCGAGUUUUUAUUCUGUUAAGAAGAUGCCUCUUCGACAGUGAUGAUGAGGUUCGUGAUAGGGCAACACUCUAUCUUAAUACACUUGGAGGAGAUGGUUCUGUUGUAGAGACUGACCAGGAUGUAAAGGACUUUCUCUUUGGGUCUUUGGAUGUCCCCCUUGUCAAUCUUGAGACAAGUUUGAAGACUUAUGAGGCUUCAGAGGAACCAUUUGACAUCAAUUCUGUACCAAAGGAGAUUAAGUCUCAGCCACUUGCUGAGAAAAAAGCCCAGAGUAAGAAGCCAACUGGUCUGGGUGCUCCUCCAAGUGGCCCUGCAUCCACAGUCGAUGCUUAUGAGAGGAUGCUCGCGUCUAUUCCGGAGUUUUCAAACUUUGGGAGACUUUUCAAGUCCUCAGCACCUGUGGAGUUGACAGAGGCAGAAACCGAAUAUGCAGUUAACGUUGUCAAGCACAUUUUCGAUAGGCAUGUUGUGUUCCAGUACAACUGCACCAACACCAUUCCCGAGCAAUUACUGGAAAAUGUUAUUGUUGCCGUUGAUGCUUCUGAAGCAGAAGAUUUUACUGAAGCGGGAUCCAAGCCUCUCAGGUCUCUUCCUUACGAUACACCUGGCCAGACCUUUUUGGCAUUUGAGAAGCCAGAAGGUGUCCCUGCAGUUGGAAAGUUUUCAAACACUUUGAGGUUCAUUGUGAAAGAGGUUGAUCCAACCACUGGUGAGGCAGAGGAAGAUGGUGUAGAAGAUGAAUACCAGCUGGAGGACCUUGAUGUGGUUGCUGCUGAUUAUAUUUUGAAGGAACAAGUACACAAUUUCAGGCAUGCAUGGGAAAACAUGGGCCCAGAUUGUGAGCGUGUAGAUGAAUAUGGCCUGGGCCAAAGGGAGAGCUUGAACGAAGCAGUCUCUACUGUCAUUAGCCUCCUUGGAAUGCAGCCCUGUGAGGGCACGGAGGUUAUUCCGAGCAACUCAAGGUCCCACACGUGUUUAUUGUCUGGUGUAUACAUAGGCAAUGUAAAGGUCCUUGUGCGGUUGUCUUUUGGAAUUGAUAGUUCAAAGGAGGUUGCAAUGAAGCUUGCGGUUAGAUCUGAGGAUGUGACUGUCAGUGAUGCCAUCCAUGAGAUUGUGGCCAGCGGCUAGUUGAGUAAUAUCAAGAUGCUUCAGACACUUCGGCCUUUUUUUUUCUCUAAUGAGAGCACUAGCGGGGAUGGCUGCAUACAGAACAAACAUUUUGUAGAAAGAACUGGACAUUACUAAAUUCAAAUUUAAGUGAGCUUGCAAGGGGGUCAUUUGCAAUUUAGUGUGCGAUUUCCGCUCACUUGUUAAUUCUUACACCCUUAUAUUUUGUCUUUCUAUUUGUUUAUUCAAGUGUAGUUUCAAUUGGCUUUGUUAAUGUAUCUGACCUGAAAUUUGAAGCACUCUGGAUUAUAAAGAAGUCAAUUGUAUUGUUUGGGUCGUCUUCUCCAUUUGAAAAAGUGGCGGUUUCUAUAAUACUACUGUGUUUAC
Molecule: messenger RNA, 3030 nt
Organism: Fragaria vesca subsp. vesca
Lineage: Eukaryota; Viridiplantae; Streptophyta; Magnoliopsida; Rosales; Rosaceae
Product: coatomer subunit gamma-like
Exons: 18
Coding region: 1-2664 (887 amino acids)
Biological process (GO): intracellular protein transport; endoplasmic reticulum to Golgi vesicle-mediated transport; intra-Golgi vesicle-mediated transport
Cellular component (GO): endoplasmic reticulum-Golgi intermediate compartment; Golgi membrane; COPI vesicle coat
Molecular function (GO): structural molecule activity
Source: RefSeq, a predicted model, not a curated record